AAGAGGGAAUUAACCGCAAAGUUUUAAUUCAAUUAAAUAAUUCAGCCAUAAAACAGAGAACAGGUCAACGAUCAGGAGAGAACGCGGGCAAUGCAGUAAUGAAACGGGUUAAAAUAGAAAGCGCUGUCUUUAAUCCCGAUUAAACUUUCUUUCCAGCGAACAUUCCGGCCUCAGGGACGGACAGGGACUAGUCCGAGUUUCCGCAGCGUCCGAUUUGAAUUGGAAUCGGCGAGUUUUUGAGGAGAGAGAAACACAGAAAAAUGAAGCCGCCGGGAGCUGCCAGCAGGAUGUCUCCGCCCCGUCCGCUCGCUGCCUUUAAAUUGCUCUGUGCCGCCGCCUUUCGCUUCAUUUCUCAUUCAGUUCUGAUUGUGAGAAGGAUUUACCAGAGUCGCCGACAUGACUGAGACAGCACCCGCCGAAACGGCUCCUCCAGCCGCACCCGCCGCCGCAAAGAAGACUCCCAAGAAGAAGGCGGCUGUCCGGAGCAAACCAACCGGUCCCUCGCUGGGCGAACAGAUCGAUAAGAUCGUGGCGGGUUGUCAGGAUAGGAAGGGUAUGUCCGGUGUGGCCAUCAUGAAGGCUCUGGCCGACAGCGGUGUCGAUGUGGCGAAACGUCGCCACCAGGUCAAAAUGAGCAUCAAGAGGAAAGUGGAAAGCGGCUCCUUGGUUCAGGCCAAGGGCUCGGGUAUUUCGGGAUCCUUUAAAUCCGGUAAAGGGAAAACUGCCGUGAAGGUGGUGAAGAAAGCGAACAAGCCAGCGGCAAAGAAAUCUCCCAGCAAGAAGCUUGGCGCCAAGAAACCAGCGGCUAAAAAAGGGGGAGGUAAGAAACCAGCGGCUAAGAAAGCGGCAGCAAAGAAACCAGCGGCUAAAAAAGCGGCAGCAAAGAAACCAGCGGCUAAAAAAGCGGGAGCAAAGAAACCCGCGGCUAAGAAAGCGGCAGCAAAGAAACCCGCGGCUAAGAAAGCGGCGCCGAAGCCCAAGAGCCCCAAGAAAGCCGCAGCCCCGAACACGAAGGCGGCCAAGAAGCCGAAGUCGAAAUCCGCGAAACCCAAGAAGACAGCAGUCAAAAAGUGAAUUGAGAAUCCACCAU
Messenger RNA from Hypanus sabinus (Atlantic stingray), 1090 nucleotides. RefSeq names its product histone H1-like. Gene Ontology annotation, molecular function: DNA binding; structural constituent of chromatin. The record is from RefSeq and is a predicted model, not a curated record. The transcript has a single exon. Gene Ontology annotation, cellular component: nucleosome. Bases 397 to 1074 code for a protein of 225 amino acids. Gene Ontology annotation, biological process: nucleosome assembly. NCBI's taxonomy places the organism in Eukaryota, Metazoa, Chordata, Chondrichthyes, Myliobatiformes, Dasyatidae.